Messenger RNA from Sorghum bicolor (sorghum), 2005 nucleotides. RefSeq lists its product as uncharacterized. The transcript is spliced from 3 exons. The record is from RefSeq and is a predicted model, not a curated record. The coding region runs from base 351 to 1334 and encodes 327 amino acids. Lineage: Eukaryota; Viridiplantae; Streptophyta; Magnoliopsida; Poales; Poaceae.
GCCCCCCGACGCCCUCGCGCACCCGAGCGCGGAGCGGCGGCUCCCAACCCUCCUCACGCCACAAGACGUCUCCGUCCUCACCUCCAAGGGCAGGGCGCAGGGGCACGGCGUCGGCCUCUACGAUCGAGCUUCACCCUUGCCUGCGGCGCAGGAUCUGCCGUCGGUGACGCACGGUGUCCGCAGCGGCAUCCCUCCGACCGCGAGCGUCUUGCCUUCGCCAAGACGCACUGCCGCGUCGAGCCUGCACCGCGUCCAACUACACCGGACGGCCACCCUGCUCCACAGGACGCGCACAGCACCGGCCACGCCACUCCCCCGUCUGUGCGUACGGCCUCCCUCUAACCAUCGCUAUGGCGCAUCAUGGCCAAGACUUGGGAGGAGCACCAGGACCUCUUGGCUUCGACAGAGAGGAAGAGCGUCUGGUUGCCAUGGCAGCACUACCUUCACUGUUCUGUGUUCUUGUUAAUCCUCGGGGCUUGAUGGACAAUGAGGAGCUCAAAAAAAGAUACAAAAAAGUUGCAAAAGAUGUGGAGAAAGAUGAUAGGAGAUGUCGUGGUAUCAAAAAUCUUGAUGAUGCUAUCACAGCUAACACAAGAGAGAGGCAAGCAACUGGUUUUGUGGUGGCAGCCAAUGACACUACUCUGAGGGUCCUUACAUGCGCCCAUGUCAUUGCCGACAUUUUUACAGCAGACAACCAUAACCAGUUCAAUCUUGAAGAAGUGAACGCCCUGUUUAGGUUUGAUGUUCACUGUUAUCACCAUGAGGUAAAUGUUCGCACAAGGCUCAUCAAUCAGAAAAUAUCUGAGCGCCUCAGAUUUCCUACUCAGACACGAGUUAUUGCUCUGGAUACUCAGAAGGAUUUGAUGGUUCUCGAGUUUGAUGUUGGAUAUCUGUGUGACAGAGAUGAGACAGAUGUGGGAGGUGCGAGGACCUGGUGCGAAGCCAUGCAUCCAGUUAUCCAUAGAGCUGAUGCAGAUCCUAGCAAGAUGCAGAAGAUGGUCCUAGCUGGGUGGCCACCUCAAAGAGCUGGUUCUUGUGCCAUUGGGCAAGUUUCCUUUUGUCAUUGGACAUAUGAUGCCAUCACUGCGGUAAAUUUUAAGGGAUACACCAUGAGGCUGUUAGAGAUUCCUGGUAUGGUAGCUGACAACGGAUUCUCUGGCGCCCCUGUUCUAAAUGGCGCCGGCCAAUAUGUGGGUGUUUUUCAUGGUGUAUUUAAUCUUUCCACUGGAUAUGCUAUAUGUUCGCAGGAUGUGAGGGACUUUCUUCAGGAACACAACGUGGUACGUUUAUGUGAUAAUAAUACAUAUCUGUUAUACACUUAUACUAGGUACUAACUGUGUUUAAUUAUUGUUCUAAUUUGUAUUGUUCGUUUCAGUUGGUUUGGGAGCCCAACGAUGCCGAGGAAGCUUAGAGCAUCUUUCGCCGCCGCCUCUAUGCCUGCAGACGCCUCCCAACUGAAGCAGCUCUUCCCUCCGGAUCCCGCUACCACCCGCCUGUUGAAGCUAGCUGUGUGAACUAUGCACAGAUGUCUUUUGCUCAAGUCAGCCGUGUGAACAAUGUUGAAGCUACCUGUGUGAACUAUGUCAGGACAGCUGUGUGAACUAUGUAAUGUCAUUUGUGAUAACUAUGCUUCUGUCAGGUGUGUGAGAACCAAGUUAAAUAUAACCUCUGUCUGUUGGAUUCUAAUUUCUCUUGCCCUGUGUUGUCAACUAUGUUGCGGUCAAGUUGGCCUGUGCUCUUUUCCUUUCUUUUUCUGAACUGUGAAACUUGCUAGUCGGGUCCUCACUGCUGGUGCACUGCACCAAGCAGAUUCUGCUGCAGAUUGUCAUGCUGAACUUGCUCCUUUGCAAAAGCCAUGAAAAUUUCAUUCACCUGAAUCUUUCCUGAUGAAUGUUGUGCUUAAUGACCCAGAUUAACCCUUGAAUUUUAAUAACGCAAGCAAGCAUUGUAAAGAUUCUGAAGCCUGCUUUCUAACUAGAUGUCCACGUAUAACAGCUUGCAUUUU